Messenger RNA from Nylanderia fulva, 1873 nucleotides. Lineage: Eukaryota; Metazoa; Arthropoda; Insecta; Hymenoptera; Formicidae. The record is from RefSeq and is a predicted model, not a curated record.
UGGUUUUCAUAUUGUCACAGACUGCUCGGCCGCGGCUCCAUGCACGUGUUCUCCAGCGAGCAAUUUCAAAAGCUAAUGGACGCAAGCGGCUUCACGGGCCCCUGGCAUUCCUUAGUGGACCUCGGGGCAGGUGAUGGCGCAACCACCGCCCACGUGGCGCAUCUCUUCGAGAAGGUGUACGCCACGGAUAUCUCACCCCCCAUGAGAUGGGCUCUAGCGAAGAGGAAAUUUACAGUACUCGAUGUAGAAAGAUGGCAUCAGGAAGCUGGUCCUUUCAAUGUCAUUCUCUGUCUGAACCUUCUCGACCGUUGCGAUCGUCCAAAUACUUUGCUGAGGUUACUGAGGACUUCGCUGGCUCCUGGUGGCAGGCUCGUCGUCGCUCUAGUGUUGCCGUUCAGUCCCUACGUCGAGGUUGGCGAGAGGGGUAAUCACAAACCGUCGGAGUAUCUGCCGGUGCGAGGAAGCGGACUCGAGGCUCAAAUAGCCGGACUGAUCGACCGGGUUUUCGCUCCGGCGGGUCUGCGAUGUCUCGUCUGGAGCAAACUGCCGUACCUUUGUGAAGGAGAUCUGGGACAGUCGUACUACUUCCUGGACGAUGUGAUCUUCGUGCUGGAGGCUCAGCCAGUUAAUACGCGAUCCUGCGAAUUCGUCGCGAGAGACGUCGGUGUUUCGUUACAAAGGAAUUUUUAGAGAGGAAGUAUAAGUGUACGUGGAGAGAAUAAAUGGAGAGAAUAUGUGAUAUACAAGACGAUCCUCUCACACUUGUAAAAACUUUAAUAAUUGCUGUCAUGAGUUAGAAUUAUGCGAGAAUACAGAAGAGCAAUACUGGCAAGCGACGACGAGCUUAAUGUGCAGACACAGCGGUUAGCGUUUGGUGUACGAAUAUCGAUUGACGAUCCGAGUUUAAAAAAGAAACAACGGAUCGACAAAACAGUGCGCAUUUUACAAUCGUUUAUCAUCUUACUGUCGAAUUCGGUGCGGAAACGUGUACACGGUUUUCUAUGGUAUAGAUAAUAACGAGCGCGAGAAUAACGAGAUCCGGAAAUGAAAUCUGCAUUUCUUCUUCUUUCUUCAUAUAUUCGACUCCGUUCGAGAACGUCCCUCUAGAAUCCAAGUCUUUGUAUGGCUAAUUAUUUAUAAUGAUGAACGAUUAAAUAAAUAAUAAUCGUGCUCUCAAAGAAAGUUACUAUGUACGUACGUGUUAAGCGAUAAAGUUAAUCUUUAAAAAACGGGUAACGAAAAACGAGUCUUUUCUCUUGACUCUAAUGACCAUUAAUUUAAAAAAAUAAAACGAUGAUAUCAUCAUUAGGCAUAAAGUGAAUGUAAAGCGACUGCAAGUCUUGCGACCUUUGUUUUAAAUGAACAAAUUUCGCAUCGCACUUUAAACAAUUGCACGAUUGUAUUCAAAUAAUUAAUAUGGACUAUAGAUUUAUCUCGAACGUAGCCUCUCCAAUGCCUCGCGAAAUUCUAUUUUGUAUGUCAGAUCAACUCUUCUUCUUUCUUGUCAGACUCUGUUUCCGCGCUCCCUUUUCUCCGUUUGGCAUAAAUUGCAGCGACUUAGUCAUGGAUAUGCUUAAUUGUGCGUCGGUCAUACAACCGACCGAUUGCGAGACAAACGGUGGUACAUUUGCAUUUCUUUUUUUUACGCAAUAAUAACUACUAUAAGAAAUAAGUCCAUCUAGUUAUUGGAAAUACACUUUGGUGUACAACAAGUUAUCGUCGAAUUAUGAACCAUAUUGCAGCAGCCUCUUUAUCAAUGUAAAUAUAUAUACAUAUAUGUAUGUCAACAAAAACGCAGUCUAUAGAAGCCGGAUCUGUACGAUUAAACAAUCACUAUACGUGAAAAACGAAUAAAGAAUACCGUCAUCGAUUA